UUGAACGCAGCAUCUGGAUACUAGACUCUUGGCUUUUUUUUCCCCCCGCACCCGUGAGGUAUUUGAAGCGCUUGUACUCUUGAAUGGUGAUAAUACCUGGGGAUGGCAGACGUUGAUGUGCAAGAGACGCGACAGCCCGCCAAAGACUCGCCGUUCUCCAUCAAGAACCUGCUGAACAUCGAGGAUAAGCCCGACAAGCCGAAAAGCUUGGUCGCCUCGUCCGAAGGAGUGUUUGAGGGCAACUUCUUUUCCCGGCUGGGCGACAUCGCCUUCCCUCGUUUCGAGCUGCCUGCUCAGAGAAUCGGACUAUCCGCGCAGUAUCUGGAGAGAGCAUCCGCCUGGUGGUACCCCUACACUCUCGGGGCUCACCUGAGGAGCGCAGGCUCUGAGAAGGCCCCGAAAGAGCAGCAGGCUGCGGUGCUGGAGAGGCGCUCACCGGAUCAACCAAGAAGCGAUGACGUUAAAGAUGAGAGCGCGGAUGAAGAUAUCACCUUGGACGAAAGUGACAGCGAGGAACCAAAGAAAGAGGACACGCAGGAGGACGAUUGGAGAAGAAAAGAAGACGAACUGGACUCGGACAAGAAGCCGUGCCGGAAGAAAAAGACCCGCACCGUGUUUUCCCGGAGUCAGGUCUUCCAGCUGGAGUCCACCUUUGACAUCAAACGGUACUUGAGUAGCUCGGAAAGGGCGGGUCUGGCGGCGUCCCUCCACCUGACGGAGACCCAGGUCAAGAUAUGGUUUCAGAAUCGGAGAAACAAGUGGAAACGGCAGCUGGCGGCCGAGCUGGAAGCGGCCAAUCUGAGCAACGCGACGGCCCAGAGGAUAGUGCGGGUCCCCAUACUGUACCACGAGAGCGGGGCGCCAGACACGAGCGCGGGUCCUGGUAGGAACUCGCCCGGGAGCCACUCCGUCCUCGCGUUUCCCCACCACAUGUACUAUUCCCACUCAGUGCCGCUGCUGAGGCCAGUUUAACAUCAACCUACGUGCGCGUGAGAGCUGUUUUUUUUAACAAGAGUGAAAUAUGAAUGACUACAAAACACAGUUUGUAUAUUUUGUAAAAAGCGUCCACGUUUUAUUUUCAUUAUUAUUUCAAACAAACACCUGCUGUUAUUUGUGUCAUGCGAUAUAGUGAAUAUAUUUAAAAAGAAAACAGUUUUGACAGGACCAGUGUGUAACUAUGUAUCUUGUGUCUGUGGCUUCGAUUGCGGACAUUUUAAAUAUUCCUAAUAUAUCGUGCAAUAUUGCUGACUUCAUUGUAUCAACCCUUGCCAUAAACCAAAAUCCCAUUUUAUUUUCGAAUGGGACAAUCAUGGGAUUCUGCGAGAAAGUGCGUUGUUUUCAAAGCCAUGAAAGAGCCAAA
This is a messenger RNA of Synchiropus splendidus (mandarinfish), 1360 nucleotides long. RefSeq names its product H6 family homeobox 3b (gene hmx3b). The record is from RefSeq and is a predicted model, not a curated record. Gene Ontology annotation, molecular function: DNA-binding transcription factor activity, RNA polymerase II-specific; RNA polymerase II transcription regulatory region sequence-specific DNA binding. Gene Ontology annotation, cellular component: nucleus. NCBI's taxonomy places the organism in Eukaryota, Metazoa, Chordata, Actinopteri, Syngnathiformes, Callionymidae. Gene Ontology annotation, biological process: regulation of transcription by RNA polymerase II. Bases 103 to 972 code for a protein of 289 amino acids. The transcript has 2 exons.